AUGCUCUCCUUGGUUGCUGCAGAGGGCAUGGUGGCGGCGGUGGGGAGCGCGGCCACGGGCGUGUACACUUCCAGCAACGAGAUGUGGAAGGAGAUUAGCAAGGCCGGAGCCAUCACUGGAGACCGCGUGUGGAGGUUUCCUUUGUGGAAGUACUUCACGAAGAAGGUCGUAGGCAUCCGCAACGCGGACGUGAGCAAUCGAGGCUUCGGGCCGGGGGGCGGGCCGUGCCGCGCCGCAGCCUUCCUACGGGAGUUCGUGGACUGCGCGGAAUGGGUGCAUCUGGACAUCGCGGGCUCGGGCAUGCUCAUGGAGACGGAGGACGUGCCCUACAUGCCCAUUCACCGCAUGAGCGGCCGGCCCGUCCGCAUGCUGCUGCAGUUCAUGUACCAGCUGGCGUGCCCCAGCAAGCCUGAGGUGGACUAGCUCUCUCCUCC
Molecule: messenger RNA, 434 nt
Organism: Gryllus bimaculatus (two-spotted cricket)
Lineage: Eukaryota; Metazoa; Arthropoda; Insecta; Orthoptera; Gryllidae
Source: the annotation of a GenBank genome assembly